This is a messenger RNA of Paramormyrops kingsleyae, 2411 nucleotides long. Lineage: Eukaryota; Metazoa; Chordata; Actinopteri; Osteoglossiformes; Mormyridae. The record is from RefSeq and is a predicted model, not a curated record.
AACUUUUCCGCUGAAGAGAAAUUCAGCCUGUCGAGGUGUGUAGCGAAAUGGCAGAGUCUGGAUUCAUUCUGAGCAAGACCCAGUUCAGCUGUCCAAUCUGUCUGGAUCUACUGAAGGAUCCAGUGACCAUUAAUUGUGGACAUAGUUACUGUAUGAGCUGCAUUAAGGUCUUCUGGGAUUACAAGGACCGCACUGGUGUUUACAGCUGCCCCCAGUGCAGAAAAACCUUCAUACCCAGACCUGUUCUGGGCAGAAACAUUGUGCUGGCUGACAUGGUGGAGAAACUGAAAAAGACAGGACUGCAAGGCAGCUCUCCUUCUCAAAGUUAUGCUGGACCUGGAGAUGUGGAGUGUGACGUCUGCAUUGGGAGAAAACGCAAAGCUGUCAAGUCCUGCCUGGUGUGUCUGUUUUCUUACUGCAGAGGUCAUCUGCAGCUUCACGAUGAGCUCAACCCAGGAAAGAAGCACAAGCUGAUCGAUGCCACUGGACAUCUUCAGGACAAGGUCUGUCCCCAUCACGAUAAACUGCUGGAGGUCUACUGCCGUAGCGACCAGCAGUGUAUCUGCGUGCUCUGCGUGAUGGACAAACACAGAGGCCAUGAUACAGUCUCAGCUGCUGCAGGAAGGACUGAGAAGCAGACUGAACUCCAGAACAAAAUCCAGGAGAAAGAGAAAAGGAUACAGACGCUGAGGCAGGUUGUGGAUUCACUCAAGCGCUCUGCGCAAGCUGCAGUGGAGGAUAGCGAUAAGACCUUUGCCACCAUGAUGCGCUUCAUUAAACGGAAGCGCUCAGAGGUGAAAGAGCUGAUCCAAGAUCAGGAGAAGGCUGCAGUCAGUCGGGCUGAAGGACUCCUCAAGCAGGUGGAGCAGGAGAUUGUUGAGCUCAAGAGGAGAGACGCGAAGCUGGAGAGGUUCUCACACACGGAGGAUCACAUCCAUUUUCUCCAGAGCUUCCAAUCCCUCUGUGAGUCCGUUGCUGGUGAAAGCUCGCCCAGCCUCCCUGUCUACCCACACUGUUCAUUCAGGGAUGUGAGGAAUGCCAUCUCUGACCUAAAAGAGCAGGUGACGGGGCUCCUGAAACUGAAAGUAACCAAGAUCUCGCAAACAGUGAGAGACGUUGGCAUCGUACACAGAAAGAGCGAAGAAAACUUUCUGCAAACGAAACAGGAGGCAGUGCUGCACACGCCGGAGCCCGGGACGCGAGAGGAGUUUCUGCAAUAUUCCUGCCACCUCACCCUGGACCCCAACACCACGCAUAAUCACCUGCGUCUGUUAGACGGGAACCGCGUCGUGAAGUGGGUGGGGGCGGAUCAGUCAUACCCCGAGUGCGCGGACAGGUUUGACUUCUAUCUGCAGGUGCUGUGCAGGGAGGGGCUGUCCGGACGUUGUUACUGGGAGGCAGAGUGGAGUGGGAACUGGGUUAUUAUUGCAGUGUCGUAUAAAGAAAUCAGCAGGAGAGGAGAAGGAAACAGAGCCUGCCUGGGGCGGAAUGAAAAGUCCUGGAGUUUAUACUGCUCUCCUUCCAAAUACUUCUUCCGGCAUAAUAAUGAGGAGAUCCCAGUGUCCGGCCCCCCCUCCCCCAGGAUAGGGGUGUACCUGAAUCAUGGCGCGGGAACUCUGUCCUUCUACAGUAUCUCUGGCACAAUGACCCUCCUGCACAGGGUCCAGACCACGUUCACGCAGUGUCUGCAUCCCGCAUUUUUCAUUUAUGGGGGCAGCAAGGUGCAUUUGUGUUAAAAGCCAUGAGAAAAGUGGCAUGUGAGAUCAAAUUGCUGUAGAAUUAUGAAUUUUAUCAUGUUUCUAUAUUAUUUUAAGUAAAACCUACAUUAGGUUAAUAUAUUAAUUUAGAGACACCAAUACAUCCAGUCUGCAUAGUUUGACUGGUUUACUCUGACUUUUGCUGGAUUGUUGAUGUAGUUACAGUGUUACCAACUUUGGUCAGCUGGCUGGCAUGAGAUUUUCAAUUCAUUUACAUGUAUGUAACAGUUCUAUCAACAUUGUGCAUAGCCUGUAGGGUUUGCAGACUUCCCCAACGCUUCUGAUGUAGCCAUUUGUAGCUUUACAAUGGAAAAAUAUAGAUUUGCCGUAAGGUCUCUCACUUGAGCGUUUGAGUCUGGAAGCGUGAGCGUCACGCCAGAUGCGUGACAGCUGACAACCCUUUAGUUAUUUAAUGUAUUUUUUUUUACUUUUCAGUAAAAAAUGUUCUUGAGACACGGAGUAGGUGGGAUUACUGUGUGCUGUCAGUCACUGUGCAGUUUGAAUCAACAAGAAGCGAAGGGAACCCAGGCGUUAGUGAAAGCAUGUGUUAGAUACAGUAUAGAAGGAUUAUAUUCAUUUCAUAAAUGCACGGUUAAAUAGAUUUUUUUCCCACUUUUUCUCUUUUGUUAUAGAAAAUAAAAAUUAAUCAGAAAA